AUGAAUAAUGUUCAACACGAAUUCGAAGAAACUUUGAAACGGAUCCAAUCUCAAAACGGUGUUAUUGGUGUUAUUGUGGUAAACAAUAAUGGUGAUCUCAUAACAUCAACAUUAGACAAUAGAUCGUCUGUUAAUCAUGCUGAAAUGAUAAUGAAACUGGCUGACAACGCGAAGGGUUUUGUUAGAAAUUUGGAUCCGUCUAACGAGUUAACGGUUUUACGAAUGGGUUCUAAAAGACGUGAGGUACUAGUGGCACCUGGUAAAGAUUUCAUAAUUAUCGUUCUUCAAAAACAAAAUCAUAAAUCUAUUAUGAAAAUUAUAGCAAAYUCUUUAUAA
This is a messenger RNA of Diuraphis noxia (Russian wheat aphid), 336 nucleotides long. Its product is annotated as dynein light chain roadblock-type 2-like. Gene Ontology annotation, cellular component: cytoplasmic dynein complex. NCBI's taxonomy places the organism in Eukaryota, Metazoa, Arthropoda, Insecta, Hemiptera, Aphididae. Gene Ontology annotation, biological process: microtubule-based movement. The record is from RefSeq and is a predicted model, not a curated record.